AUGGCAUCUCUACCGCUUCCCCGCUUGGAGUCCCUCGUGGACUAUACUUCCUUCGACCUCACCGUCCGCCCUUACUUGUCCCAGCUGCCAUGGCUGCCGGACAGCUUGUACGAAGCUGGUCGCGAUGUUUAUAGCUUGCAAGCUGUCUAUCUGGCCACCAACCCUAUGGUCUCCGCGCUUGCUUUCGGUGGAGUCCUAGCUGCGAUCUUCUUCCUCGCAGCCGAAAUCAACCGAAACUAUUCGCAAGUCGACCGAUUCUGGAGCAUUUUGCCCGCGCUUUAUAACGUGCAUUUCGCCGUCUGGGCUCGGUUGUCCGGCAUCCAAACUCAUACCUUGGAUACAAUCGCCGCCAUCAGUGUUCUCUGGAGUAUCCGCCUGACUUUCAACUACUGGCGCAAAGGAGGAUACUCCAUCGGUUCCGAGGACUACCGCUGGCAGAUCGUGCGCUCCAAGGUGGGCAACGCUCUUGUUUUCGCCAUCUUCAACCUUGGAUUCAUCGCAUUGGCCCAGUCCCUGCUCCUCCUUCUCAUCACGGCCCCAACCUACAUCUUUGUUGUCGCCGCGUAUAACCAAGGUCCCGAGACAUUCGGUUUGCCCGAUGUGGCGUUUUCUCGCGCCAUAUUCUUCUUCAUCCUCAUCGAGUUCUUCGCCGAUGGUCAGCAAUGGAACUUCCAGACUGCCAAGCAGGAGUACCAGACCAGCGCGCGCAUUUCGGAGCCCUACAAGGACCAAUACAGUGCUGAGGAUCUCGAGCGGGGCUUCGUUGUCAGUGGUCUUUGGUCUUGGUCGCGUCACCCCAACUUUGUUGCCGAGCAAGCCGUCUGGUUGACCAUGUACAUCUGGGCCUGCUACCGCACCGAGACAUACUACAGCUGGGCCGGCCUGGGCGUCUUGGGGUACCUUGCAAUCUUCCAGGGAAGUACUCGCUUGACUGAAGGCAUCAGUGCCAGCAAGUACCCUGAAUACGCCGAUUACCAGGCUCGCGUUGGAAGGUUCUUGCCUCGCUUCUCUGUCAAGGCUAAGAAGACCAAGAAGCCCAGCAAGAAGAACGACUAG
This is a messenger RNA of Penicillium olsonii, 1056 nucleotides long. The record is from the annotation of a GenBank genome assembly. Lineage: Eukaryota; Fungi; Ascomycota; Eurotiomycetes; Eurotiales; Aspergillaceae.